This is a messenger RNA of Rubroshorea leprosula, 1477 nucleotides long. NCBI's taxonomy places the organism in Eukaryota, Viridiplantae, Streptophyta, Magnoliopsida, Malvales, Dipterocarpaceae. The record is from the annotation of a GenBank genome assembly.
AUUCUAGAUUUGAGUUUUGGGGACAAAACUCCUUUUUAGGAGGGGUGGAUGUAAUACCCCAAAAUUUCUAGAGCAUCAAGUGAGAGUUAGGGACCUAAUUGUGAAGAAAUACUAUUAAUGAACUUAAUGGCUAAUAUGUUCAAAGUUCAAGGACUUAAAAGAAAGGAAAUUAGGAUAAGGAUCAGCUGAAAUUUUGAUUUCUUUUCUUCCCAGCCAUACACGUUUCUGCUCUGCUCUUCUUCUUCGUGCAGCCCGACAAGCCCCCCCCAAAGCCACCGACUUCCUUUUCCUUUGAAAACCGAAAAAGGGGCUUGAAAUUCUCCUUCUUUCUUGUUCAAUAACAAGAUUUAGGACCUAGAACACUCUCCUAAACCCAGAAAAUCUCAGAUCUGCGCUGUUCUUCCCCUUGCUGUCCGUCGGCCUCUGCUAUCCGUGAUUUCUGGUCUUUUCCUGCUCCCGUGACAUCCCUUCCCCUCUCCCGAUCUCUGCCAAGCUCGCCAGAUCCGGCUGCUAUUGCUGGAAAUAUUCUGGUAAGUUAACAACCCUCCAAGCUUGAAAUUUUAUCAAUUUGUUGCUGCCCUGUGUUGUCCGAAAACCCUCUGUUGUGCUGUCCGAAUUUCUGCAGAAAUAUGGGAAAAUUGUGGGUAGCAUAAAAUGGGUUUUGGGUUGCUAAUUUGUGUAGUUGUCCCGGGAAUCAUCUUUGCUGUUUGAAGUUGUUUUUAUGCCAUUUUAGUUAUCCUGGAGAAAUUGUUCUGAUUGAUUGCUGGAAAUAGGGGAUGAGUUGGCAGCCCUUAAAUGUGUUUAGUUGUUUAAAUUAUGUGGAAAUUACUUGAAUUGGCUGCUGUGAUGUUUUGUGUGAAAAUCCCGUGUGUGAGCUGUGGUUUGCCAAAGCCAUGCUCUCCUGCCCGUGAGAAAUGGGGAGUUUUGGUAGAUUAAGCUUAGUUUAAGUGUAAAUUAACUUGAUUGGGGUUUUGUUUGGUUGUGAGAACGUGAUGGGAAAAUGAAAAGGAAAUUGGUUAUUAAUUCUUGAAUAUUUUGAUUAGGUUCUUGAUCGUUCUGUCAGUUUAGUACGUGAAUUGAGUGCUCAGUUUUGCGGAGUGAGGUAAUAUGACCCGAGACACGGAAACCACAGGAAGUGACGAGUUAGAAGGCUAGCCAUUUCGAGACUGAUAUAGAUUUUAGAAAUAAAUCAUGUUUUUUGUAAGAUAGAUUUUACCUUGUGAUUUUAAGUUUAAGUCAUGUUGGACAUAGAUUUAUGGAAUAGAGUUUGGGAUUUGAAUAAGUUCCGAGCCUUGUGCGUUUGUGGGACCCGUCUCAUGAGUGCACGGCGUCUGUCGCGCCUCGGAUUUGGGUUCUGGGGCGUGACAGACUUCUAUCAAAUCAACUCUAGUUGCUUUUCGAUCAAUAAACUUGACUAAAAUGUGUUUGCAAAAGAUGGUUAGCAAACAUCAAAUCAGUAUAAAGCAUUAUUUUGGUC